AUGGCGAGCUGCACGCUGUUUCUCGAGCAGUAUGUGGAGAGCACCAACACGCUGCCCUCCGAGCUGCAGCGCAUCCUGGCGACCAUUCGCUUCCUGGAUGAGAAGUCCAAUGCGUUGAGGGUGGCGGUGGCGGCGCAGACGGAGGCGCUGGUGGCGAUGCCGGUGCAGGGGCAGCGCUCGCCAGAGGAGGAGCAGCGCUUUAAGGAGCUGUCGUCCCAGGUGUCCAGCAUGCAGCAGCAGCUGCUGCAGUUUGCGGAGGAGAAGGUGCAGCUUGGACAGCAGGCCAACGACCUGCUGCAGAUGCACAACGAGGAGCUGGAAAAGGUGGGGGCCCAGGCUCCAUGGCUGCGGCAGGGACGCGCCGGCCGCCGCCGCGCGAUCUGGCCUGAUCCGACCUGA
Molecule: messenger RNA, 399 nt
Organism: Monoraphidium neglectum
Lineage: Eukaryota; Viridiplantae; Chlorophyta; Chlorophyceae; Sphaeropleales; Selenastraceae
Exons: 2
Coding region: 1-399 (132 amino acids)
Cellular component (GO): nucleus
Source: RefSeq, a predicted model, not a curated record